This is a messenger RNA of Lachancea fermentati, 786 nucleotides long. NCBI's taxonomy places the organism in Eukaryota, Fungi, Ascomycota, Saccharomycetes, Saccharomycetales, Saccharomycetaceae. The record is from the annotation of a GenBank genome assembly.
AUGCCUCGUGAAUUUCAAGUGGAUGAAACUUUAUCUUAUAAACAACUGAACCAUCAAUCGACAUCAUUGGUGAUACCGCAGCUGACUAGGGUCAAAAUCCACAAUUCGAUGUACUACAAAAUCAACCUCGAGCCACCUGCUCAGAGAGGGGUCAACAUGAUCCAGUUGUCUAAGACGCUGAUAAGAGACUUUGGAACAUGUAGAGGACAGCCAAGAUCCAUGCUAAUGGCUUGUGGUGGGGUUGAAUUCAAAUGUCUUCUAAUGAAAGUCAUCCACAUACGACCUACACUGGCGCAGAUAUUGGAAAUACUGAAGAAAGGAUUUCAAAAGACCUCAAAGUUCGACAACAAAUAUAUUGUGGUGUUAAUUUUAUUAUACUUGAGAAUUCAAUACUAUUAUCUUCCUAUGGUACACUCUAAGGGCCAUCCGGCGCCCAAUCUCGAGGACAUCGACAAAGAAGGACAGAUAGACUCCGAGAUUUUGAGGAACAUCUUUAAGAUAUUCAUAAAUGACUAUCGAAAGGUUAAGUCAGUACUUUUAGACGUGGAUUGCUGGUCAAGUACAACAGAACAAUCUGUGGGGAUUCUGCAUAUCGAUGAGAUCGUAGACUGGCUUUCCACGAAAGAUGAAAUUUGGGGAAUCCCCUUGGGCAGGUGCCGAUGGUGUAAUAUCUUUGAAGAUGACACUAGCGACAACGACGACAGUAGCAGUGAAGAAAGUGCUAAUGACCAUGCGAGCGACACUAGCAGCGACGGUGAUGAUAACCGCGGCAUUAGUGCUAACUAA